This is a messenger RNA of Ipomoea nil (Japanese morning glory), 1416 nucleotides long. RefSeq lists its product as uncharacterized. The coding region runs from base 1 to 1416 and encodes 471 amino acids. The record is from RefSeq and is a predicted model, not a curated record. Lineage: Eukaryota; Viridiplantae; Streptophyta; Magnoliopsida; Solanales; Convolvulaceae. The transcript has a single exon.
AUGAAUGAUCCAGAGCUUACAUUAGGCAUGACCUUUGCCUCUAAGAAACAGUUUAGAGAAGCAGUGCAGAAUUAUGGUUUCAAAAAUGGGAAAGAUAUCAGAACUAUUAGGAAUGAUGCUUUGAGGGUUAUAGUUGAGUGUUCACAGGAUGGUUGUCCUUGGAGAAUAGGACUAAGGAAAGUGUUUCACUCAGAUGCUUGGAGGAUUUUGAACAUGGUUGAUGUGCAUGAAGGUUGUUCUUGGGUUUGGGAGAAUUCAAUGGUAAAAGCUGAUGUGGUUGCAAAGAGGUGGGCCAAACAAUUAAAUAACAACCCAGAAUGGAUGAUGACAAAAUUCAGGGAUACAGUUACUAGUGAAAAGGGGUUCUAUUUAAGUGAUCAACAAGCCUACAAGGCUAUGUGGAAAGCCAAGAAACAAAGAAUUGGUGAUACUGAAGAAAACUUCAAGAAGAUAUGGAGCUACUGUGCUGAAAUGGAUAGGACAAACCCUAGGACUAGGUAUAAAGUGAAGCUCAGUGACUUGCAAGAUGGGGAAACUGGGCAGGAAAGAUUUUUAAGAAUGUAUAUUUGUUGGGAUGCUUCCAAACAAGGAUUCGGACAUUGUAGACCCCUAAUAGGUGUGGAUGGAUGUCAUUUGAGAAGUGGAUCUGGUGGGAUGCUUUUGACUACAGUAGGUGUUGAUGUUAAUGAUAGUCUUUUCCCACUUGCCUAUGCUAUUGUUGAAGGGGAGAAGAGGGAGUCCUGGUCUUGGUUUCUAAAAUUCCUAGCUGAAGACUUGGGGAUAACAAAAGAUAGAGAACAUGACUAUACUUUUAUAAGUGAUAAGCAGAAAGGUUUGAUCCCAGCAUUUGAAGAAAUCAUACCUGGUGUGGAGCACAGGUUUUGUGUGAGGCACCUGCACUCAAACAUGAAAGUGGCAGGGUUUCAAGGGAAGGCAAUGAAGGAUGCUCUUUGGGAAUGUGCUAGGGCAACAACUCGGAAUUCUUAUACUAGUGCACUACACAAGCUUAGGGCCUUAGAUGAAGAAGCUUAUCAAUGGUUGGGUGACAAGUCUCCAAUAGAGUGGAGUAGGUCUCACUUCUCAACACACACUCACUGUGAUAUGUUGGUAAACAACAUAUGUGAGUCAUUCAAUGCAGCAUUACUUGGUGCUAGGGAUCAACCAAUCAUAGACUGCCUAGAGACUAUAAGGAAAAUGCUAAUGAGUAAGUUUUUUGAGCAAAGACAAAAAGCAGCUGGAUGGAAGUCAAUGAUAUGUCCAUCAAUUGUUGGAAAAUUGAAGAAAAUAGAGAAGCAGGCAUCAGGUUGUUUGGCCACUCAAUGUGACUUUUUCAAAUUUGAGGUGCAACAGUUAUAUGGGGGCCAACAUCAGGUGGAUCUGGAAAGGAAACUUGUUCAUGUAGGAAUUGGGAUUUGA